CAUGCCUAACUUUAUUGUUAUGCUUUUAUUUUGAGAGUACAAUAGAUAAUGCAUGUAUUUGAAUAUGUCUUUAUGGUAAUUAGCUGUAUAUGUUUAUCUCUACAAGAAAAUUUUGAAUGCUCAACUUAUCAAUAAGUAAUACAAAAUUUUUAAAAUCACAUAGAUACUACUUACUAAAAUAUUUGGCUAAGUUAUAAAAAAUUGAAGAAAGUAGAAGUGGAGUUUAGAGCAAUCAAAACCUGAUUAGAAUGGAACAUACCCCAAAACGUAGACUUGAAGAAAGUAUUAGGUGUGAUGCGACCAAAUCAUAUUUUUCCCUAUACUUCGUAUAAUUGUCAUUAGAAUGAAAUUAGUGGUUAUGAAUAGGAAGAAACUUAAAGCACUUUUAUAUACAACAAAGAUACAAAUAAGGAGUUAUGAGGCAUACAUGAAAAAUUUGUCUCUCUAACAUGACUUUUUCUGUCAGUUUCGAGUGAAUGGCGAGGAAAAUGAAGAACGGGGGGAGGGGACAACCAGUUCAGGGGAGUAAUCCAAGCAAAAGGAUUGUUCUGCAAUCAGUAGAUUCUAAGAAAACUAGGAGUAUCAAUGUCAUACAAGGAAUUGUUCCGCUAGGGUUAAGCCAGGUGUCUUCCUCAACGGCACCGGCGAUGACUCGGGCGAGGAGCUCCACAGGAAGAGUUGAUUCAACUCCAAUAGCAAUUGUUCAUAGGAAAACGUCUUGGGCAGACAUGAAGGAAGAAGAAAGUGCUGGGGAAAUUGGUACUAACCUAAACCUUAGGUCCUCAGAGAAGGCCAAUGCUCAAUCAUGGAGUAAGGUAGUAGGUCCAAUUCCGGCUGGUGAGGGAUUGGAUCUGACUGGCGAUGUGGCAAAUAAAGACAAUGUCUAAAUCACAAUAGAAGAUAUCGAAGAUGAAAUAGUAUACUGGAAAAUUGCUGUCAUAUGCUAUGUGUUGGGUUCAAAUCCACCAUUAUCGGUAAUUAAUGGCUAUUUCAGAAGAAUUAGGGGAUGUAUGGGCAUUGACAAGGUUGCUCAAGUGAAUAGAGGGGUUUUUCUAGUUAGAUUUCAUUCAGGGGAAAACAAAAUUAAAGAUGUAGAAGGAGUCCAGAUAUUUAAUAAAAAGCAGUGAUUGUAAAACCAUGGAACCAGACAUUGAUGUGAGCAAAGAACAAAUAGAUAAGAUCCCUGUGUGGAUUCGUAUAAGGGAGUUGGACAUUAAAUAUUGGGGCAAAUCAGCAUUGACAAAAAUUGCUGGAAUGGGUGGAAAACCUCUCGAAGCAGAUAGGGCAACAACUAACAAGGAGAGACUAGUUUUUGCAAGAGUAUUAGUAGAAGUCUCACUUAAUCAGAAAUAUCCAACUUCUGUGUUCUUUGAAAAUGAAUGGGUAAAAUAAUAGAACAAUAUGUCGAGCAUGAAUGGAAGCCUACAUUAUGCCCAAAGUGUAAAAACACUGGACAAUGAGCUACAGGACUGCAGGAAACUUCAGAUAGCGGAGAUAGAUAAGAAAGGUAAGCAAGUAGAGGAGGUGCAACAAACAGAUAAGAAAAUAUAGAAACUAGUACCACAAGGACAACAGAAGAAGGGAAUAAAAGUAUGGAAUAACAUGGAGGAAACAAGAGCAAACAGAGGUGAUGAAGGCAGGAAGGGACCUAGAAAUGGAGAUAUCAAUAAAACAAUGAUGAUUAGCACUAAGAUUAUAUUUGAUGAAUUGGGAUAGAAUCAAGGGAAGGAAGUUGAAAGAUCCAACCUAGUGCCCCUGACCCCAAAGAGGACAUAGGGGAUAUAGGACCCAAACUUGAGAGGGAUGGGGCAAUCCGCCCUACUAAUGAAUAAGAUAGGUUUUUGGAAUGUCACGGUUCUAAAUAGGUUGGAAAAAUAGAGAGAAGUCAAUUUGUUUAUGCGCAAUUGUAGGGUAAGACUAUUUGGACUCAUGGAGACUAAGAAUAAGAGAGCUAAAGAAGAUAAACCUACUCUUAAUAUAUGUAAUGGAUGGUCUUUGACAAAAAACCUAACACAGCAUAAGGGAGGUAGGAUUUGGGUGGUGUGGAAAACAACUAUGCAUGAAGUUAGUAUAGUAAGAACAACAUAUCAGCGCAUACAUUAUAUAAUUAAACACAUAGGGACUAGUAAGCAAUACUAUCUUACAAUACUAUCUUACAAUAGUAUAUGCUUACAAUGAUAUGGCAUUGAGAAGGGGAUUGUGGAAAGAUCUGGAGGACCUAUGUACUCAAAUACCUGGUCCACGGGCAGUCAUGGGUGAUUUCAAUAGUGUUCUGAACAGAGAGGAAAGAGUGGGAAGCCAUGUUACAUUAGCAGAAAUGAGAGACUUCAGACAAUGUAUGGAAGCUUGUUGUUUUCAAGAGCUGAGGUCCACUAGAGCUUUCUACACUUGGAAUAAUAAGCAAAGUGGAGAAGACAAAGUCAUGAGUAGAAUUAAUAGGGUAAUGGUCAAUACGGUUUGGAUGACUGAUCCACCAGCCUUAGAAGUAAAUUUUCAUGAAUGAAGGAUUAUAUGAUAAUUGUCCUGCAGUGGGACAAUGGGAUGAUGGGGUUACAAACAUAAGCAGACCAUUCAAAUACUUUAAUAUGUGGAUACAACACAAGAUUUUCAAAACAAAGUUAAGAGAAGCUGGAAAAUGAGGAGUACAUGAACAAAGUUGUACUAAUUGGUGGGGAAACUUAAUAGACUGAAAAGAUUUUUAAAGGAGUUAAACAUAUCUUCUUUUAAUAAAAUAAUAUUCAGUAUAGAGCAAGCUAAAGAAAAACUGUUGUAAUGCCGGAAAAAUAUCCAAAUUGAUCCUAUGAUUAGAACACUCAUUGGAGAGGAACAAGAGCUAUCAAAGGCCUAUAGUAGGCUGAAGAUAGCAAAUCAAUUAUUCCUUAGAUAGAAAGGAAAGGUACAAUGGCCGACUCAAGGUGAUCAAAACCCAAGAAUGUUUCACAGCUUCAUGAAAGCAAGAAGGAAUGAAAACAGAAUAUUCUCUAUUAAGGGAAGAAGGCGGUCAAACAAUAAACAAUAUCGAUGGAAUUGCAAGGGCUUUUGUGGAGUUUUAUACAAAAUUGUUGGGGACGAAAAAAGAUAGCAGGAAACAUGUAUGCAGCAACAUAAUUAGAGCAGGACCUAUUGUGAAUAAAGAACAGAGGAUAAUGUUUGAAGCUGAUUUCACAAGUGUAGAGGUAAAGCAAGCUCCGUGGGGCAUUGAUGGAGAAAAAGCACAAGGGCCAGAUAGAUAUGGGAACAGUUUCUUCAAAGACUACUGGAACACUGUAGGGAAAAAUCUAACGGCGGGAGUAUUAGAAUUCUUUGUUACAGGGAAGAUGUUGAAGGCACUGAAUAACAAAGUGACAACAGUCAUUCCAAAAACAAAAUAUGCAGACAAAGUGGGAGAUUAUCGUCCAAUUGCGUGCUGCAACACAGUGUAUAAAGUGAUAUAAAAAAUGUUGUGUAACAGACUCGAGCAAAUAUUGCCUUGUAUAAUAUCGAAGAAUCAAAGUGCAUUUGUAGCAAGUAGAACUAUUGUGCAAAACAUACUAAUCUGCCAGGAUUUAGUGAGGUUAUACAAUAGGAAGAGUACGACAAAGAGUUGCUUGAUAAAAAUUGAUCUUAGAAAAGCAUAUUACUAUGUGAAAUGGGCUUUCGUAGAGGAAAUGUUACAUGCUUUGAACUUCCCAACAAGGUUCAUCAAAUGGAUAAUGGCUUGCAUAUCAACCCCCCAGUAUAUAGUUACAAUCAAUGGUGGAAUGUAUGAAAAGAUUAUAGGGAAAAAAGGGGCUUCGACAAGGGGAUCGUGUAUCACCUUUGCUGUUUCUAAUAUGCAUGGAAUAUCUAACAAGAAUAUUCAAGCUGGUUACACAACAAGAGGGGUUUGAAUUUCACACAAAAUGCUGUGUCAUCAAGCUGAAUCAUCUCUGUUUUGCAAAUGUUGUUCUUCUAUUUUGCAAAGGAGAUUACCAUUCAAUGAUAUUAAUUCUCAGAGGUUUGAAGACAUUUUCACAGGCAUCAGGACUCACCACCAAUGCAGGGAAAUCAAACAAUUUCAGUGAACAUAAAUAUGCAACACGUGGAAGAGUUAUGUGAGAUCACUAGAUAUCAAAAAGGCAAACUCCCAUUCAGGUACCUUGGAGUCCCCAUUACAUCAAGAAAGAUAUCAGCUGUAGAUUGUGAAAUGUUGGUGGACAAACUGACUGCUAAAAUUAGAGGAUGGGGAUCGGCAACCCUAUCAUAUACUGGAAGAGUGCAGUUGAUAAAUUCAGUUUCAAUGCAGGCACUUGUGUAUUGGGCAUCUAUCUUUAUGCUACCUAGAGCAGUCUUGAAAAGAAUAACUUCUAUAUAUAGGGAUUACCUCUGAGAUGUGAAGGUGAACACAAACAGGGUACCAUUGAUAGCCUGGGACUUGAUGUGUUAGACCAAAGAAGAAAGGAGGACUAGGAGUUACAGAAUGUGUGAGCUGGAAUGAUGCUGCCAUAGGGAAAUAUGUAUGAAUAUAGCUCAGAAAGAAGAUAAUCUAUGGGUAAUGUGGGUUAAUCACCUAUAUAUAAAAGAAGAAGAUUGGUGGGACUACGAAGUACCUCAGGACAACAGUUGGUAUUGGAAGAAGAUAUGCCAUAUCAAAUACAAAAUGGCAAGGGGGUAUGUGAAUAACCACAAGAUCUCUCAAGGUGGAAAAUACACAAUAAGAAAUGGAUAUAAAUGGCUAAGUGGAAGCCAGGUACUAAGGCAACAUCAAACUUGGGUGUGGAAUAGCUUAAAUAUACCCAAGCAUAUGUUGGCUAACCAUGCAUGGUAAGCUACAAACAAAAGACUGGCUUGCACGAAUAGGACUCAGACAGCCUAUGUGUGAUAUGUGGUCAAGCAACAAAGACUAUAUCUCAUUUGUUUUUUGAGUGCCUUUUCUCUAAAGCAUAUAUUAUUGAGAUACUACGAUGGCUGAGGAUAUGAGUGCAGAACAUGGAGCCGGAAGAUCUUUGCAAAAGAAUCACAAGAAAUGUAAAAGGGCGUCUAAGGAAAAACUUUGUCCUUGACAUCAUGUCUGCACUGAUAUAUGGCAUAUGGAAGGGAAGGAAUGAAGCAUUGUGGAAAAACAAAGUCCCAAGGCCACAGAGCUUAUACAAGCAAGUGAAGGAAAAAUGCAUACAUCGGAUGAGAGACUGUCUGGAUCGAAGGAAGAAAGAGGAUGAUAGGAUAUGGCUGAGAAAUUUUUUAUCACUAGAACAACAUAGACAUGUAAAUAAGCAGUAGAGCUUUAAUUUUGUAGGAGAUGUCUUAUAGGUGCUGUUAUUUUCUGCUCUUUGGCUAUAGCCGAUGUAUAUGUUUUUGUUUGGCGAUGAAUAAAAAUCGUUCUUUCACCAAAAAAAAAAUAAAAAAAAAAUAAGGUGUUAUGAUGCCUGACAAAGUUCUUUCUUAACUUUAGAUUUGAAAAAUUAGAGAUACAAAAACAAAAUCUACAAUUAUAAUGCGACCAAAAAGUACAAACAUAAAAUUCGUUUCGAGUGAAGGACAUUCUCUUCAUAUUUAUUGCCGUAAUUGGGUUCUACCACACUAAACAACUGUGUAGUAAGCAUCUCAAUAUUUUUUUCAAUACCGGUAAAUACGUUUUAGCAUCAAAUUAACUAUUUUCACCCAUUUUUGUAAUUUCUCCAUAUUUUACACACCCAUUGUGUGUCACUUAAUCUUGAUUUCUUGUUAAACUACAAUAAAAUAUGAUAAAGUCGGUGUUAUUUUAUCAAAAGAAUAUGUCAUAUUUUAAUUAAAUAACUUACUUAUUUCUUGUUAGAGUUUUGUUUAAAAUAUUCAAAAGUCAAUAUUAAGUUUCAAAAAUGAUGUUAUCCGUAGACGUGCCGAUUAGUUUCGAAACAUAUCCUUUCAAAACAUAUAUAGUGAGUGAUAUAAAUCUCAUUUUUGAUUUAGCGAAACAAAAUAAACCUCCCAUUUAAUUUUAAAAAUAGCGAAAAUCUUCCUGUUACUUUAUUAUUUCAUUGCAGAAACAUAUAUAAUGUCCAACUUUUGUUACUUUCAUACGUAUUUAAAAAUCAUAGAUCAAAUAAAAAUGGAAUGGAGGGCAUUUUAGUCAAAAAAAAAUUGAUAUUUAAUGCUCUUAAAUCUUUAUCAGCAAAUGGGGGUUAUUUGUGAGAUUUGUUAAAUUAGGUGGAUGUUUGAAUAAUAAUAAGUUGGAUGCUUUAUUAAAUUGACCCAUUUUAUAGUAAGUUAUUUAUUCUUUUUUUUUGGUUAAAAGUUAUUUAUUCUUUAUUAUACCACAUGUAUAUAUAAUAAGGUUGUCAUUGUUUACUUCCUCAGUCAACUUAUUCUUCUUUCUUCCUUGCAAAACAGAGCGAUGAAGAAGUCAAGAAGUUUACCCAAUGACAUGCCAGCAAGGAUCAGCGGCACCAAUGAAAGUGUGUUAACCAUAAUUCUUCUCCGUUUGCCUGUGAAGUCUCUAAUCAUAUUCCGUAGGGUAAGCAAACAAUGGUCUUCUCUUAUCUCCGAUCCAUACUUUUGUCACUCUCAUACCAUAUAUAGUAUUAAAAAGAACCCCAAUUUUCUUUCCCCUUCUGGUUUCUUCAUCUAUAACUCCUUUUAUAAUCAAUUCCUUUCUUUUUCUUUAUCUAGAAAAAGAAGUAAACCUUCUUUGCCUUCCCUUUCGUUUUUAGGCCAAAAUUGUAAUAUUUUACAGUCAUGCAGUGGCCUCUUACUAUGUCAUUUGAACUGUGGAACCCUCUGUGUUUGUAACCCCACAACAGGGAAAUUCAAGUUUCUUCCAUCCGCUAAGUUUGACGGUGAAUUCUCUUGGAUAAGUCCAUUUACACUUGCUUUUGAUCCUUCUCGAUCGCCUAAUUAUAGAGUUGUUUGUUUCAAGAGGAUUAAGAAAGAAUCACCUGAACCAACUGGAAGUUACUAUUUUUUGAUAUAUAUAUAUUUAUCUGAGAUGGAUAUCUGGAAAUCUAGCAAUUCUUUUAAAGUGAACAUGUGCCCAGACAUGGCUGCGGGAAUCUUCUCAAAUGGUGUUGUUCAUUGGGCUUGCCAUGAACAAUACAUCCGGUUCGAUACGAAUGAGGAGAAGGUGAUGCUAAUGAGAUUGCCAUUUGUUUAUGUGUUUGAUAGGGAACAUUCAUGGGAAAUUGGCUCCCUCUGGCAAUGGCAUGACACUAUCUAUUCAGUUAUGAAAAGUGAGGAGAAUUUUAGUUUGCAUGAGCUGGAUCAAGCUACUUUAAAAUGGAUUCCGCACAAGUAUUACCUUGCUUCCUAUAGUCUUGCGAAAGCAGCAUAUCGUGCAGUUACGAAGGAAGGGACAGAGGCACACAAAUAUGAUCGAACAGAGCGCAAGUUCUCUGUAAUUGCUUUGGUCAAGGGAGACAAGGAAAAGGAUACUGUAGUACUGAUAGCCAUUUUUGGCAAAGUCAUUUCCUAUAAUUUUGCACGGAGGAAGAUUAAAAUCAUUCUUGACUUGGAAUUGCCGAGUGAUAUUGUGAGAGAUGUAUGUUGUAAUUGCCUUAGUGCUUAUCAGUAUGUUCAAACUCUGUCUCCUGUUUGACAGUGUUGUUUUUCUUCAAAUAGUUACAGUUUGGGUGUUAGCAUGAAAUCUGCUACUUCUUCCUUUGUGUACUUGCAUUUCUAAUAGGUACAACGAUCUCAUUUCUGUUGAAUGAUUAAAACUGAAUUUUUGCUCCAAAUUUUGUAGAAGAAUGAAACCAUGAAGUACUAUUUACUAGUAAAGGGAACCCCUCUUGGCUCUGUUUUCUUAAUUUGCUGCUAUUACAAUUGGUCUGAAUAAAUGUAAGAUAAUGUCGAAGUGCCGCAACCAUUGUGAAAACUAAUUGUGACCCAAUCGUUGAUACAGUACUUCAGUACUUUUUUUUUGGUCGGAAAGAUAGGCAAUAUUAUAACAUAACAACUAUUUACGUAAGUUUAGAGUCUUGGAUGCAUAUACGGCAUCCGUUGUACAAAGAUAGAGCUAGAUUGUUUGUUUCCCACUACUUGGGAAACAACACUAGUACUGGAAGUAGAAGCUACUAAGGGAGUUGUACUAUUACACACACUAGCUAAACCAUAUUGUCACACCUUUUUUUUACACACCCGACGGUAUUACAAGGAGUUUUUUCAAUUUAAGUGACAUUAUUCGAAAUAGGAUUAUU
Messenger RNA from Nicotiana tabacum (common tobacco), 8129 nucleotides. RefSeq names its product F-box protein At5g07610-like. Lineage: Eukaryota; Viridiplantae; Streptophyta; Magnoliopsida; Solanales; Solanaceae. The record is from RefSeq and is a predicted model, not a curated record. Gene Ontology annotation, molecular function: protein binding.